UAUUGUUUUCUUAGGGGUGCAUGGUAGCUAGCACCUGUUAGCAGGACCAGUGUAGUAGUAGGAAGUAAAAUUCACGAUAAAAUUAAUUCCAUCGUACGCGUGGGAAAUUGCCAUCCCAAUUCUCAACGCCGAAAAACGCGAGGGGAGAGGUCGAGAAAGCAAGCAGCCGAAACGAGAAAAACCGGUCAUGGAGAAGGCGAAGGAGUUUCUAAUGGUGAACGACCAAGCAUCCGAGUCGGCCUCCCGACUCGCCGUCCCUCCUCACCCAGCGGGCAUCGACCAUGUCUUGCUGGAAGAUAUCGUACUCGAGGGAAUCCGAGUCGACCGAGCCGAACCCGGUCUCGUCGUUUGUUCCUUCAAGGUCCCUCCCCGCCUCGCCGAUAGAGCGGGUGGUUUUGCGACGGGAGCUAUUUCGUAUUUGGUUGAUGAAGUGGGUGGGGCUGCGAUCAACGUUGAGGGUCUUCCGAGGAAUGUCUCAGUGGAUAUGUCCAUCUCGUUCCUUUCAGCUGCAAAGCCCGAUGAUGAGUUGGAGAUUACAGGAAGUCUUUUAGGUCAAAGAGGAGGUUAUUAUGGAACCCUCGUUCUUAUACGAAAUAAAGCAACUGGGGAGGUUGUUGCUGAAGGUCGCCAUUCGUUGUUUGGUAAACGCCCGAGCAAACUCUGACUGUGUUUUGCUCGUAAAGCCUGAACAAUGUCGCCUGGAAUUUAUGCAUGGACGUUGUAGAUUUCAGGACCUAGUUUAUUUCACAUUACAUUAUGUACUCCUUUGAUGAUACAAUCAUGUACUCCAGCAGAUAUCUACGUCGAGUUAAAUGGCUGGGAAAACAAGCUGGCAGUAUUGGUUCUUGAUGGCCCCCUUACUACGUUUGCUAUGUAUAAAUUCAAAUUGCUCUCUUUGAAGAGAAAUUUGCAAA
Rhododendron vialii is the source of this 914-nucleotide messenger RNA. RefSeq lists its product as uncharacterized. The record is from RefSeq and is a predicted model, not a curated record. The transcript is spliced from 3 exons. Gene Ontology annotation, molecular function: fatty acyl-CoA hydrolase activity. The coding region runs from base 188 to 664 and encodes 158 amino acids. Lineage: Eukaryota; Viridiplantae; Streptophyta; Magnoliopsida; Ericales; Ericaceae.